Messenger RNA from Lemur catta (Ring-tailed lemur), 3154 nucleotides. RefSeq names its product exocyst complex component 3 like 4 (gene EXOC3L4). Bases 621 to 2795 code for a protein of 724 amino acids. The record is from RefSeq and is a predicted model, not a curated record. The transcript has 16 exons. Gene Ontology annotation, biological process: exocytosis; exocyst localization. Gene Ontology annotation, cellular component: exocyst. Gene Ontology annotation, molecular function: SNARE binding. NCBI's taxonomy places the organism in Eukaryota, Metazoa, Chordata, Mammalia, Primates, Lemuridae.
UCCCAGCUGUUGGUCACUGACUUGGGCUGCUCUGGAAGCCCCAUGGCCUAGGCCAGGCUCUGAGGACCCCGCUGGGGUGCUGCUUCAGGGGGAUCCGUCCUGCCUGGGCCCAGAGGCUGCUCGCUCAGCAGUCAUAGCAGCAGGUGUGCUCAGGGCUGGGACCAGGCCCAGAGCAGGAGGUCUGGGGCUCGGCUGGUCAGGGAAGGCAUCUUGGAGGAGGAGCCACUUUCACUGAGCCUUGAAGGAGUUGGCAGCUGGAGAAGGUGGGGCUCAGGUCACCACAGGCCAGGCCGGCAGCAGCCUGUGCAAAGGUGAGGAGGAGAGGAGAAGACUUCUAGCUUGCAAGGUUUUAGAGGAGGUUUAUGUUUAGGCAAGACCCUCCCGACGGCUUUAAGGAGAUGGCAGACAAGCAGACUGGAAGGAAAGCAGUGAGGAGUCUGUGAUCAGCAGGGACUCCUUCCAGCUGCUCUGUCGCCUCUGGGAGCCUUGGGGAAGCUCUGCGGCACCCAAGGAAGGGUGUCCCCCGAGGAGGGGGCCUGGCAGAGAGCAGGGAGCAGCCCACCCCUUUGAACGGAAGCUGUCAGGCCUUUUGGGCUGAAGUAGGCUCUCCUGCUGCCAAGAUGCUGUCACCACAGACAGCGACCCUUGGGCCAGAGCUACAAAACCCCCAGGAGCCUGAGGAAUCACAGACCCCAGCUCGGGGCACCCGGCAGACAAGCAGCGGGAAAGAGCCCAGUGCCCAUCAUGAGAACACCACGAGGCCGGGCCUGGGCACCUUGAGGCGUGCCUUCUCCCGGGCAAGCCAGCGGGCCGUGACCCAGGCCGCCAAGGAGGAUGCAGGCCUGCUCUGGCGAAGGUCCUCCUCCCUGUUCCGGUCCUUCAGGCGUGCUCUGGAUGAUGGCCCAGCUGCUGGCCAGUCCCAGGUCGCUGCUGUGCCAGAGGUCUCCUCGGGGGUCAUGGAUGGUGGCAGCCAGCAGGCAUCCACUGGGGUGGGGCCUAAGGAGCUGGAACCUGAGGCAGGAGGCAAAUCUGUGGCCGACCUCAUUACUGAACGGCAACUGCUGGCCGCCUUCGAACAGCUUCGGCACCUAGAGACAAGGCUGGUGGCGGAGAAAGCCUCGCACACCUUUGAACAGGACCCUACAGCCUUUGCGCGGCGCGCCAUGGACGUGUGCCUCCAUUACGACGGGCUGGCAGCCGAGAUCGGCGCCAUCGUGCGUGAGACGCUGGGACCCGACGGCGUGGACGCGGCCGCGCUGACCGAGCUGGCCCGCGUGGUGCGCGCGGAAGAGGAGGCCCACCCGGAGCCCCCGGCCGACGGCGACUUCCUGCGCACGCCACGCCGCUGGCGCCAGCACUGGGAGGAGGCGGUGCAGCGGAGCGCGCAGGAGCGCGUGCAGGGGGCCGGCGCCCGGGGCACCUCUGGGGCCGUGGAGGGCGCUCCGGGCCUGGCUCAGCUGCUGGCCCAGCUCGGUGGCUUGGUUCGCCACGACCUGCAGAAGGUGCUGCUGGAGGUGCAGCCCGCGUACGCGGCAGCCGGCUUCCCCGCGUGGGGCGCCUACCUGAGCGCCUUCCACGGCGCGGUGGCCCAGCGUCUCCAGGAGCUGGCGCACGACGCCCGCGGCGGUGAGCAGCUCUACCUCCUGCUGGACUGGGCCGCAAACGUCUACGGCAGCCCUGACUUCCUGGGCGCCCCAGACCUGGCGCUGCCCACUAAGCCGCUGCCCCCGCUGCUGGCCCCUGAUGUAUGGGCCCGCCUGGAGAGCAGCUACACCAGCUUCCUCGAGACCAAGAUCACGGGCUGCUUCGAGAGCAUCUUGCAGCUGGAGCAGAGUCGCUGGGCGGCCGGCGAGGCCCCCGACGUGCUGCAGGGCCUCUACCGCGCGCCGCUGUCCACGGACGUCCACAUGCUCGUGGCGGAGCACGUGAAGGCGGGCGGCGCAAUCUCCGCGGAGUUGGAGGCCACCACCCUGCGGAUCUGCGCGCGGGCGCUCGGCCUCUUCGUGCCCAGGCUUGAAAAGGCUUUUCUGGAGUCGGGGGCGGCGAGCGAGCCGCACCUGGGCGCCUACGUCAACGCCUGCGAGGAGCUGAGGACCAGUCUUCUGGCCAGGUUCCCCGGAAUCCUAGAGGAGUUGGAGAAACCCCUGGUGGCUGCCACCCGCAGCUUCCAGAAGCACUUGCUUCAGGGCUUUCAGCAUGACAUUCAGCCGCUCUUCAGGGUCGUGUGCACCAAGGGUUGGCUGACACAGGACACACUUCGUCCCCUCAUGGACAAGGUGGUGGCCUUUGCUCACCAUCUAGAGCAUGUGGCCCAGCCAUGGGCUCAGGAGACUCUGCAGGAGGUGCACCGUUAUGUGGUCCGUGAGUACCUGGCACAGGCGCUGAGGCCGCGGGAGCGGUUCCGAGGUGCCGAGCGGGUGAAUGGCUCCCAGAAGAUGAGCCUCGAUGCUCAAGCAAUCGGCGACACCUUCCAGGGCUUGGGCUCUGAGGCCACGUGGCUGGACCAAGCCAUCCUGUGCGUGGCCGAGAUCCUGGGCGAGACUUACAAAGACGACAUCAGGCGGCACCUGGAGACACUCAUCCAGAGCUACCCUGACAUCAGGCGGGAUCACAUCCUGGCCAUUCUGGCCCUGCGCAGACUGGGCCGCCGGCGGAACCACAGCCUCCUGCAGCAUGCCCAAGACCUGCUGAGGGUGGCCGCCAAGGCAGCGAGCUCGGGGGCCACUGGGGGCCGCGUGCUCUUUGAGGAGAUAGAGGUGCCCACCUCCGUGGACGUGCUAAUCACCUGCAUCUAGGGCUCUCUGACCUGAGAGGGGGCUGUCCUCAGGUGGGGGGCUGUGGUAGGUGGAGGGUCAGACGUCCUCCCAAGGCACCAAGCCCAGAGCUAGGAGCCCAGGGAGUCACUGUCAGCCCUGCCCCCAACUCUGAAGCUUGCAGUUGGGGAAUUUUUGUCCUCAACCAAGCAGACUGCUUAGCCACAAGGAACAGCAAUGACAAAGGCAUGUCAGGCAUUUGUGGGGGAGUACUUGGGGACAGCAGAGUUCCCCUCCAAUACUGCCCACUGGGGAGGGCCUCCCUGCCUGCCUAACUGUCCAGCACCAUCGCCCAGUCUGAAAAUGAAGAGUAUUUAUUUAAAAAUAAAUGUGAAUUAGAA